Elgaria multicarinata webbii is the source of this 2571-nucleotide messenger RNA. It is a transcript of the gene ALG6, whose product is annotated as ALG6 alpha-1,3-glucosyltransferase. Gene Ontology annotation, biological process: protein N-linked glycosylation. Lineage: Eukaryota; Metazoa; Chordata; Lepidosauria; Squamata; Anguidae. The record is from RefSeq and is a predicted model, not a curated record. The transcript has 15 exons. Bases 89 to 1612 code for a protein of 507 amino acids. Gene Ontology annotation, molecular function: dolichyl pyrophosphate Man9GlcNAc2 alpha-1,3-glucosyltransferase activity. Gene Ontology annotation, cellular component: endoplasmic reticulum membrane.
CGGGCCCGGAAAGCAGGUCGAGCGCGCGCACGUUCCUUUUCCCGCCUGUCAGUCUCGGGUGCUUUCUGAUGUGGCCUGAAGAGCAGCUAUGGAAAAAUGGAGUUUAAUGAUAAUUACAGCAUUACUAGGACUUGUUGUCCGUUGGACUGUGUCACUUGGUUCUUAUUCAGGUGCAGGAAAACCACCCAUGUAUGGAGACUAUGAAGCUCAAAGACACUGGCAAGAAGUUACCUACAAUCUUCCAGUCAAACAUUGGUACUUCAACACCAGUGAUAAUAAUUUGCAAUACUGGGGCCUUGAUUACCCACCUCUUACUGCUUACCACAGUCUCUUGUGUGCUUAUGUAGCAAAGUUAAUAAAUCCAAGUUGGAUUGCUCUGCACUCAUCUCGUGGAUAUGAGAGUCAGCCACACAAGUUAUUCAUGCGUGGAACAGUUCUUGUUGCUGAUUUGCUAGUUUAUAUACCUGCAGUAAUUUUGUACUGCUGUUAUUUAAAAGAGACUUCAACUAAGAAGAAGAUUUCUAGUUCUCUCUGCAUAUUGCUUUAUCCAGGCCUCAUUCUGAUUGAUUAUGGACAUUUUCAAUAUAAUUCUGUGAGUCUUGGCUUUGCUUUGUGGGGAGUGCUUUGUCUGUCUUAUGAUUUGGACGUUCUGGGCUCAAUAGCAUUUUGCUUAGCCAUAAACUACAAGCAAAUGGAGCUCUACCAUUCUUUGCCCUUCUUCUGCUAUCUGCUGGGAAAGUGCUUCAAGAAAGGCUUGAUGGGGAAGGGGUUAUUGUUAUUAGUGAAACUGGGGUUUACCGUAGUUGUUUCUUUUACUCUUUGUUGGCUCCCAUUUUGUACAGACAUCAAACAAAUUUUGCAAGUGCUCAGAAGACUCUUUCCAGUUGAUCGAGGUUUGUUUGAGGACAAAGUAGCCAAUAUUUGGUGCACAGUAAAUGUCUUUUUCAAAAUAAAGGCAGCUCUGUCAGCAGAAACCCAGCUUAAACUAAGCUUUGUUUUAACAUUCCUGACCGUACUUCCCAGUUGCAUAAAACUCACCCUGCAGCCUUCUCUCAAAGGAUUUAAAUACGGGUUGAUUAGCUGCGCAUUAUCCUUCUUUCUGUUCUCAUUCCAAGUGCAUGAAAAAUCUAUUCUUCUAGUUUCAAUACCAGUCUGCUUAGUUAUAAAUGAAAUUCCUUUUAUGUCUAUGUGGUUCCUACUUGUUUCCACCUUCAGCAUGCUCCCCCUUCUCCUUAAGGAUGGCCUACUAUUGUCCUACAUUGUGACAACAUUGGCCUUUCUCACCGUGUGUGCAACUUCAUUUUCAAUAUUUGAAAAGACUUCUGAAGAUGAUCUGCAGCUGAAAACGCUUUCCACUUUAAUUAGAAGAUACAUUCCUUGGUUUAAAGCCUUACCAAAGGUUAUUAAGAGUUUAUUCCUUGUCUCAAUAACUCUGAUGGGCAUCCUGACUUUAAUGAGUGCUACGUUGGAUCCUCCACAGAGGCUACCAGAUUUAUUUCCUCUAGCUGUCUCUGCUGUAUCCUGCUUGCACUUUCUAUUCUUCUUGCUAUAUUUUAAUGUCAUUGCAAUAUGGGAACCAAGAGAUAGCCGAUAUCAGAAAAAAACCAAUUAAUUUGAUGUGCCAGCUGCAAUAUUAAUGACUAAAAAUGGGUGGGGGGAGCGGUAAUAUUUUCCAUAUGCCUAUGUUUUAAAUUGUUUAUAAUGAGAGGCAUUAAAGUUGCUUUCAUACAUUCAUUCAUAUAUAUAUACAUUCAUUCAUACAUUCUGGGGGAACCCAGACAAAAAUAUUUACAUGUCAGUUUGUGCUGUUUCGGGAAAGUGAAUAGCCAUUACUGAAAUGGGGUUGAAAUGAAUUCUUUGUCCUUUGUAUCAAAUAAAAAGGAACCAUAAUACUUGAUGAUUUGUUCAAAAUGGAAAGGCUACUUAUACCCUGAAAACAGUUAAGGAACAUCUUGGCGACUUGUACCAGUUUAUUUUAAAUGAACAAAAUCACAUUAAUUUAAUAAUAUGAGUAUCAGUUUAAUGCUCUACCAAGAAUGAAAUGUGUUGGAGAUACAGAACUAUAUGUUACAGCAUCCACUCAUGUCUGUUGCCACUAAAUGCUGUCUCUUAUAACCUAUUUGAUUACAUACAUUAAACUGCCUUGUACAAUAUUUCACUAUCCUCCAUAUGAUAUGCUUAAAAUCAUCAAGGCCACUGCACUAAUAUUCAUGACUCAGUGUCAUGGUUCAUGCUUACAUGACAGUCUUAUUUCAGCAUUAACCUCUAUACUAGCUGAAGUCCAUAACAAGAGUUCCAAGGUGCAAUUGUGGCUAACAUUUUUCAUAUAUAUCAACAUGUAAACCUCAGUGAUGGAGAUCUACACACUUUAUAGCCAAAAUAACAUUAUCUGUCUUUGUAUAUAUUUGCAUAUAUUUGUAUUCUAAUUCAGCACUUAAAACAAGAAUGUAUAAGCAGCAGAUCACCAAGACGAACUCAAAUCCUGUUGUAAAGUCCAUGUUUUGUAGCACAUUCUUGUAAUAGCUUUGACAUUUCAUAGUGCCUUCAGUUCAAAUAUAGGGAGAAGUUAUU